This is a messenger RNA of Aspergillus campestris IBT 28561, 1266 nucleotides long. RefSeq names its product E2 ubiquitin-conjugating protein UBC1. The record is from RefSeq and is a predicted model, not a curated record. Gene Ontology annotation, molecular function: protein binding. The transcript is spliced from 4 exons. NCBI's taxonomy places the organism in Eukaryota, Fungi, Ascomycota, Eurotiomycetes, Eurotiales, Aspergillaceae. The coding region runs from base 287 to 1027 and encodes 246 amino acids.
UCUUUUUGAUACAGCCUGAUAUUUGGAGACUCUUUCCCAGCUGUCUUUAGUCUACUCACUCAGAAAGCUUUCCUUGUUUCCCUCCAGCUUCCCCGCUUCCCCAUCCUUCCAUACCCUCCGAUAUUCCACGACAGUACCAGACUUACCGCAGUACCGCCUUGCAUACCUUCUCUCACCUGCAGCUCCGUCAUAUCGUCGUCAACCCAACCGUCUGCCUUCUUUCAGCCAACUGGACUGCAUCUGACACCUUCCACCCUAUCCUACCGGUAGAACACCAGCGAGACUCAUGGCUUCUAAUCGCACCCGGCGUAUCGUGAAGGAAAUCGCCGAUAUCCACUCUGACACACAUUCCGGGAUUACGGUGGAACCCGCAGUGAGCGAAGAUGACUUUACGCAUCUCCGGGGCUCAUUCCCCGGACCCCCGGGGACCCCAUAUGAGGGCGGUACCUACUAUGUGGACGUCAGGAUCCCCACGGACUACCCUUUCCGACCCCCAGUCAUGAAGUUUGAAACCAAAGUGUGGCAUCCUAAUGUCAGCAGCCAGACGGGCGCAAUCUGCCUUGAUACCCUCUCGACGGCGUGGUCGCCGGUCCUCACCAUCAAAUCCGCCCUCCUGUCCCUCCAAUCAUUGUUGAGCACGCCAGAGGCCAAGGACCCCCAGGAUGCCGAAGUGGCCAGUAUGCUCCUUCACAAACCGAAAGAGUUCCAUCGGGUCGCCCAGGAGUGGGCUGUCAUUCACGCAGGGGCUCCUAAGAAAUAUGCGGGCGAGGGGAGUGGGGGCGCCACGGAUGAAACCCUGCGACAGCAAGAGCUCAAAUUGAGGGAAGAUCAAGAGAAGGAAGAUUUGAGCAAGUACGAUGGGUAUAACAAGGACCUGAUCGAUCGGUUCUGCAGUAUGGGAUUCGAUGUCGACCGUGUCGUGAGUGCGUUCAGAUUCUAUGGGAUCGAUCGGAUGGACGGGGAGGAUUAUGAAUUGGAAGAAGCCUACAUGGGUGAUGUCACCGCACGGCUUCUGGGAGAGCCUUGAAGAGGGCGGGGGUAAGCAGUUGCGAUUGCAGGUACUUGGAUAUUUACUGUCAUAGCGAUUGGGUGGUUCCGAUGAAGAGCAUGGUGCCUGGCGAACUUUUUUAAUCUAUUUCCUUCUCUUUUAAUUCUGACUCUGUGUUGCUUCUGAUAUUUACUACCUUGUCAUCUUCCUCAACUUAUGCAGACACGUUGGACAACAUGAGCUACUCGUUGCAUGAUCGUUGUUCUUGGCUUUUGUGC